This is a messenger RNA of Caenorhabditis remanei, 423 nucleotides long. RefSeq lists its product as uncharacterized. The record is from RefSeq and is a predicted model, not a curated record. Lineage: Eukaryota; Metazoa; Nematoda; Chromadorea; Rhabditida; Rhabditidae. The transcript has 2 exons. Bases 1 to 423 code for a protein of 140 amino acids.
AUGAGUCGUCAGCUCUCCUUCCUCGUCUUCCUGGCUCUCAACUUGAGCGUCCCAGUCUUCGGCCUGACCUGCCACAAGGUCAACGAAUGGGAGGCUUCCAUGGUCCAUGACCAACAUUUCUGCACCGCGUACUUUGAGGUUAGCGAAGGACACGCCUCAUUCGGAGGAUCGCAAGCUCAUCCAAAGGAUCUCCCGAAGAGCUACGCCUACGACUUCCUCAAUAAGGACGACUGCCAGUUGCAAACCGGGGUCGACAUUAUGGACGGGUCUGGUACGACAACCAGCAUCUGGGCCUGCCUCUGUUUUGAGAGCCACUGCAACUUCCCGUUCAGCUUCGAGGAGUUCGUUCGCCGCGGCCACACCCUUCGUCCGUCCUUCGUCCCAUUGGUCAUGCCUGCUGAAGAAUCUGCCGGACAUCAGUAA